CCUGGAAGGGCGACCCAGCAGCCGUUGCCCACGGCUUCCGCGGGGCGCAUUUGCUUGGCUCAAGAGAUGACUCUUGCAGGUGGAUGUUGAGAUGGGGAACUUUUGUGCUUCCCGCACUGAUCCAGAAGAGUCACGGCGGCAGUAUGAGAAGUACACCUUCCUCCGGCAGCAGAUCGUCGCCAAACUCAGCGAUGAGGUCCUGGCCAAUGAGUGCGGACAUUUGUACGCUGAGGAGUGUCGAAGACGGAGAGUGCAAGUGCUGUCCAAAGCAAAUUGGGAGGAGGUGUGCCUGCCCUUCAUAGCCCGUGUCUCUUGCAACGACCCCCAGACGCAGGAACGCAUUUGGCAAGCGGUCGAGGAGCUCUAUCCAGGUCCUCCCGACCGGAGCGUGAGUGAGGCCACUUUUGUGGAGUUUCAUCGCUUGGUGCUCACAUUGGCAGAGGAAGAGUUACGCCUUCGCAUCGCCAAAGUGAAGGACAAAUACGGUGGCGCGCCGCCGCCGGUCACGCAGAACAUCGACUGGAUGUCGGAACUGCUGGGAAACAACAAGGAGCGAGAGGACCUGGAACCCCUUCAGAUCACUCCGAGAAACACUGCUGUGUCAAAUGCCAGGAUAUCUCAGAGCGACGGCCUGGCCCCCAACAGCCUGUCGCCAAAACCAGAGGUGAGUCGUAGCUUGAGCCCUGCGGCCAACAGGACGGCCAAUGUUUCGCUGCCCACCGCAUGCUCAACUCAUUCGUCUCCACGAAUCUCAGUACAAUCUUCUCCCCGCUUCCGAGUCGACGAGACGCUGGGCUCCCGAUUGACGCUGAGUUCGGACUUGAGAUCACAGGAUGCCGACUGCGAAGCAGUGGGGAGCCAGAUCUCCUACGUCCUCAAAGAGCCCCGGCCGGAGCUUGCACAGGAUACACGCUUGAAAGACAGCCGGGGCUCUUUGAUGUCCGAGGCGUCCUCCUUGGAACGCCGCCGGGCGCGGGAUCAAGAGCAGGUUGCCGAGAUGAGAAGCAGCAUCUUGCGGGGCCAGCUGGAGGUCAUGAUCUUCAACAAGCGUUUGCAGCCGGAAGCUCGCAGGCUCGGAUUGAAUCCCGGACGCAUGCAAAUCCUGAGAGCAGAUGGUUCCUGCGAAGACUCCUGGGACGUGAAGCAGCUCCAGUGCAUCUCUUUCGGUAUCGCCAGCAACAUCGUCCCAAAGCCUCCGCCGGCCGAGAAGACGUUGUCAUUCCGCUUCCACUUUCAGCAAUAUGGCAGUGAGGCCAGAUACCUUUGUGCAAUGUUCAAUGAUGGCACGACGUGUCGCUUCGCUGCGGCCGCCUUUAGCCAAUUGUGCGGAGUACCCGUUACUACUUCAGAACCUUUUUCUCAAAUAUAGAUUAAGAA
Messenger RNA from Durusdinium trenchii, 1377 nucleotides. The record is from the annotation of a GenBank genome assembly. Lineage: Eukaryota; Dinophyceae; Suessiales; Symbiodiniaceae.